Messenger RNA from Magnolia sinica, 3054 nucleotides. RefSeq lists its product as uncharacterized. The coding region runs from base 1 to 3054 and encodes 1017 amino acids. The record is from RefSeq and is a predicted model, not a curated record. The transcript is spliced from 5 exons. NCBI's taxonomy places the organism in Eukaryota, Viridiplantae, Streptophyta, Magnoliopsida, Magnoliales, Magnoliaceae.
AUGCAAGUCCAGGAAGUUGGGAACAGUGAUGCAUAUGAGCCCCAACAACAAACGGUCCUCUAUUCAAUGAACGCAGAUGGAUCAAGAAGUGACUCAGACGAGAACAGCGAUGCGGAACAUCCUCUUCAACUGACUGAUCCUUAUUCAAUGAAUGUCGUUGGUACACAUGUUGAACAGUGUCCACGUUCUCCCAUCAAGACGGUUGCUACCCCAACCUCUAUCCUUCCUUUCAGGUGUAUUUGCUCUGACUUGAAGGAGAAGAGAAAAGCUAGAUCAAUUGGAUGCUCACCUCUAUCUCCAAGGAAUGAUAGUGAUUCAGAAUUAGCAAGACAGCUCUGGAAAUUUGCAUCUAUUGUCCCAUGCCCUAACGUGCCUGACCCUAGGCAGAAUCUAAAAGAGGCAGACACCCAUGAUGGGGCGAUCCAUCUCAUGGUGGAUUUGUCCCCCUUUAAAGUCCCCACUCAUCUGUCCGACAGAAAGGCGAAGCCAAUGACUCCCCAUGUGGCUUGUGACCCCUCAGCCACAUCGUUGGCCAAUACGAUCCGGGAUAUAGGGCAGGUUGCUACUCGUUCUUCCUCCCUGACUGGUGCAGGUGAGGAAAUGGCUACCGAGGCCUCCCAAUCAGAAUUCCUUGUCCUGCUGAAUGGCGAGGCAAGGUUAGAAGGCUGCAGCAUUGGGCUGUUUACUCAGGAUGUAUCACUAAUGGAUAGCAUCCUUGUGUGGAAUGCCCGCAGGAUAAGGAACGCCCCUACCAUCAGGACAGGAAGGCGGCUAAUCGUAAUCCAUAAGCCGCAUGUCGUCGCUAUCCUUGAACCAAUAAUCAGGGAGGAGAGAAGAGUGGCGAUUGGUUUAAGACUUGGCUUCCACUCUUCCUUAUCAAAUGGAAAUGAGGGAGGCAAAUUUUGGAUUUUUUACGACUCUCCCUCUACUGUUGCUCUUCAUUCGAUAUCUAACCAAGUUUUGUCCAUUACCAUAACUCUGCAGUUUUUGCAGGCCCCCAUUAUGUUUUUGAUUGUAUAUGCUAAGUGUUCAAGAAUCCUUAGGCGUUCUCUAUGGAGCAACCUUAUCUCCAUCAGCAACUCCAUUGCAGGCCCUUGGGCAGUGGCGGGGGAUUUCAAUGCAUUGGCCAACUCAACGGAAAGGUUCGAAAGGAGAAGACAGCCAAAUACUGGGGACGAUGAAUUUGCGGAGGCGAUUAAUGAUGCGGGGCUGCUAGAUGUUGGUUUCUCAGACAACAGGUUCACCUGGAGUAAUAACCAUGAUGGAAAUUCUCAGAUUUGGGCUAGGCUCGACAGGUCUCUGUGUAAUGACGAAUGGAUCAGGUGCUUCCCUAAGUUCCAUGUGGUGCAUCUUCCCCGAGUUAAUUCUGAUCAUGCUCCAUUGUUGCUGAACUUCCCGGCCCCAAAUAAGGUGCUUGCUAGGCCAUUCAGAUUUCAACGCAUGUGGUUCCUCCAUGAGGGUUUCUUGCAGAUAAUUAAGGAAGCGUGGACCGGGGAUUUACAAGGUUCGCCGAUGGUAAAUCUUCUGCUGAAACUUAGAAAGACAAAGCUCGUAGUCAAGGCUUGGAACAGGUCAGUUUUUGAUAAUAUUUCCACCAAUAGGAAGCAGGCAGAAUUAGCAUUUGAGCAGGCAGAAGCCAGCGCGCAGUCUUCUUCGAAUUCUGUCCCUUCUGAAGCUCUGCUAGAGGCAAAGGAUCGGCUAAUGCAGUGGGAGCUGGCAGAAGAAACCUUUUGGAAGCAGAAGGCCAGAAAUAACUGGUUGGCCAAAGGCGACAAGAACACGAAAUUUUUCCAUCUUGCUGCGAUGAACCGGGUUAGAAAAGCUGAAAUUCGUGAAAUUCGUUCACAGGUGGGCUCCAUUAUAACAGAUCCAGACAAAAUCAAAGCUCAAGCGGUCCUUUUCUUCUCACGAUUACUCUCAGCUGAGACUUGCCAGACCUCGAAUAUGUUGGAAAAUCUCAUCCCCCACCUCCUAUCGAAUGACGAUAAUCUGUCCCUAAUGCAUCCUCCAUCCCUUGAGGAAAUUUACACAGAGCUGCCACUUUCAUGUUCAAUGGGGGUGAAAUUCCUAGAGCCUUUACCUCUAACCAGAUAUGCCUCAUUCCCAACCAGGUUGGCUACUGUCCUCCCCAAACUCAUCUCCCCCGAACAGGGAGCCUUCAUCCAAGGCCGGGCAAUUGUGGAAAAUGUGGCACUUGCCUGGGAAAAUUUCAGGGAGAUUAACAGAAAAAUCCACAGGGGUAACAUUGCCAUUAAGUUUGACAUGGAGAAAGCAUAUGACCGUGUUAAUUGGGACUUUCUGAAGCUUGCUCAGGGUUACUUCAAAUCCUCUCGUGGGCUCAGGCAGGGAGAUCCUAUCUCCCCCAGCUUGUUCAUUCUUUCCUCAGAAGUUUUCAGUAAGGGCAUCAAAAAUCUGUUCAACCAGGGCCUCUGUCAGCCUUUCAAGCUCAAAUUGGGUUGUCCUCUCAUUUCCCAUCUGCUCUAUGCAGAUGAUACUCUGAUUUUUGCUAAUGGGAGAUCCUCCUCGUUAUCAGCUAUCAACGAGUUCGUGAGCGAGUAUCAAAAUAAUUCGGGUCAAAAGAUUAAUCGGUCCAAGAGCUUCUUUUUCUAUUCUUCCAAGCUGGCCAAUCGUCGAGUUAGAUCCAUCGAGCAGAAGCUGCACAUGUCUACAGCAAGUCCAGGUGCUUCUUAUUUGGGUGUUCCUAUCCUCAGCGGGAAGCAAUCCAGAGCCGCAUUCAAACCCUUAUUUGAUAAAAUUACUGCCAAAAUAGAGGGGUGGAAGGCUAGGAUUCUUUCGCAGGUGGGUCGUGCCACCCAAAUCAAGCAUGUGCUGGGAAGUAUCCCAGUGCAUAUGAGGGCUGCCACGGUCGUCCCAUCCCAGACCUUGGGAGAUAUGGAAAAUUAUUUCGCCAAUUUUUUCUGGGGAUGGGCGAACGGCAAAAAGAAGCUACACUGGACUAAAUGGAAGAAGAUUGCGGCCCCUACCUCGGAAGGCGGGCUGGGUAUCAGAAGGUUAGGUGAAAUGAUGGACGCAUUGCGUCUAAAAAUGGCUUAG